This is a messenger RNA of Patella vulgata (common limpet), 6501 nucleotides long. RefSeq names its product collagen alpha-1(XXIII) chain. The transcript is spliced from 33 exons. The record is from RefSeq and is a predicted model, not a curated record. Lineage: Eukaryota; Metazoa; Mollusca; Gastropoda; Patellidae. Bases 162 to 2441 code for a protein of 759 amino acids.
UCCAUUUCAUAUACAAUACGACGAACGUUAUAACGUGUAGCGAAGUUAUCACUACCGAUGGUAGAACAGUCGUGUGCUUUACCUUUAAUCACUUCGAGGGUUGGACCCGUAUCUGGAUAGAAAUUUGAAAGAAGUGACCUUUUUUUUUACCUUUCUCCAUCAUGGAGAAAAUCGGGACUAACGAGGGGCGAAAACCUCGAAGUCCGUGUGCUUGGAUAAUAUUGUGGAUUUUCGUAUGUCUUGGAAUUUCUUUGCUCAUUUUACUUAUUCCAUUUGUUGUCUGGACCAUAAUAUCAUAUCAGGAUGCUAUAGUUUCUUUAGAGUCGCGAGUAGGGACAUUGGAAAAAGAGUGUUCGAAUUCACUUUCUAAAUUGGAUAUGGAACGUUAUAUUGACUCAAAAUUGGAGACUUUACUCCAAGAGCGCGUGUCAAGAUUUCAGCAGGAGGCAUGGCGCCAAGACGACACACGAAGAAUUAAAAAACGCGCCACCGAGUGUCACUGCCCGGCAGGUCCACCUGGUAACAAAGGUGAUGCUGGUCCAAGUGGCCCUAAAGGAGAAAAUGGUUUUCCGGGACCAAUGGGUUUACCAGGAUGGCCAGGCCAACAGGGCAUUCCAGGUGAAAAGGGCCAAAAGGGGACAUCAGCAAAUAUAGAAUAUAUACAAAAUUUAGUUAAUAAUAUAAAAAUACCACCAGGUCCCCCUGGACCUGUAGGCUUACAAGGUCCCCCAGGUAGACAAGGGUCUACAGGUUUACCUGGAUCUCCAGGGAAACAGGGGUUUCCAGGACAAAGAGGUUACUCUGGCUUUCCGGGUCCAAUCGGUCCACCUGGAAAAAGUGGCUUGCCUGGAUCAACUGGUGAGAAAGGAGACAGGGGUGAAAAGGGUGAAAGUGGUGAAAAGGGAGAAAAAGGAGCGGUUGGUUUACCAGGUUUUGAUGGUAUUAGAGGUGAUAAGGGCAUUAAAAGAUCUAUCAAAUUAGAUGGAGAAAGUAGUUUUAGAGAAAUCAUAUCCUUGAAGGGAUCAACAUAUGAAGUGAUAACAAUAAAGGGAGAACCAGGAGAGGGUGGACCUCCAGGACCUAAAGGUGACGUAGGACCAUCUGGUUUACCAGGGUUUGAUGGUGUACCAGGACCACCAGGUGAUCAGGGACCUCCUGGACCAAUAGGACCAGCUGGUCCACCAGGAAAGGAUGGUUUACCAGGCGAGCCAGGUCCGAGAGGAUUCCUAGGGAUCAAAGGGGAGAUGGGCUACCCUGGUCUCCCUGGGCGGAUGGGUGCUAAAGGAAUGAAUGGAGUAACAGGUAGACCGGGGCUCACUAAAUAUAAUGGCAAACCAGGCCUUCGAGGUCUUCCAGGCAUACAAGGAAAGAUAGGCCCUAUAGGAUUAAAAGGUGAUAUUGGUUUGCCAGGAGUUGCUGGACCCAAGGGAGAAUCUGGGGAAAAGGGCAAACGGGGCAAAAGGGGUCGUAGAGGCAACAAAGGUGACCAUGGUCCUGAGGGUCGUGUUGGAUUCCCAGGCCCACAAGGUCCACCAGGUGAAAAAGGCGAUACAGGAGCUAAAGGUAGCAUAGGGCUACCUGGUCAACAGGGUAUUCAAGGUUAUACGGGUAGAAACGGUGUUGAUGGUAGACCAGGAGAACCAGGACCUCCAGGUGAUAGAGGUGAUAAAGGUGAUAUGGGAGAUCAAGGUCCACCAGGUUUAUCAGGAAUGAUUGGACCACCAGGUUUACCAGGUCCUCCAGGUGAACCUGGGUCAUUAGAAGGUGGUAUUGGUGGUGGUAGUGGUGAAGGGUUACCUGGUCCUCCUGGUCCCCCAGGUGUUAUGGGUCCAAUUGGUUUACAAGGACCUCCAGGAACAAAGGGUGACCGAGGCCAUCCAGGACCAAAGGGAGACCAUGGACCUAAAGGAUCAAUGGGAGAUAGAGGAAUGUUUGGAUUGCCUGGAUCAAUUGGUGCCCCUGGCCCCCCAGGACCCGAAGGGCCCCAAGGAGAAAAAGGGAAUGAUGGUGCCCUGGGUCCUAUGGGACCUCCUGGGCCACCAGGUAAAGGUACUGUUGGAAUCAAUGGAACAUGUUCAUGUGAAAAAGGAGACCGUGGAGACAAGGGGUCACUUGGUCAGAGAGGUCGGCGGGGUAAAAGAGGUCCAAAGGGAGGAAAAGGAGAGCAGGGUAGAAGAGGAAGAAGGGGGAAACGUGGGCCAAAAGGGGAAAAAGGAGAUCAGGGCAGUCCAGGAUUAGAUGCACCAUGUCCGAUUGGUCCAGAUGGAUUACCCUUACCAGGGUGUGGGUGGCGGGGUCCAAAUCAGGGUUUACCAGGCUUAGAUGCGCCUUGUCCAGUGGGUGUUGAUGGCUUUCCUAUUAAAGGCUGUGGUGCUCCUUCAAGACCGCACCGGGCAAAAGCACGCGGAGUAAGACACCAUCAUACAAAAAAUUACCCGUAGGGCAGCAGUGGCAGUGAGUGUGAAAUGAGGACAGCAAGAUUAAAUAAGAAGAUGACACAUCAGGAUAUUUUGUCCACUCCUAUUGAUGUAUUGAGUGAUGGGAAGAAAGUUUAAAUCAAAUCAACUGUCUAUGUGGUGUGUGAAAGGGGGAUUAUAAGAUUAUAUGACGAAUGUAUGGUUGUGAAUGUAAAUAUCUGUCUUUAAAAUUCCAAGAAAAUUGCCAUUUUUGUCUCAGUAUCUGUAACCCCAGUAAUGACAGUACUCAUUGACUGUGUAUAAGAGUAAUUUCAUAUGCCAGUAUACAGCUUCAGCACUUUAUAAAUGGUAUCCACAAAUUUAUUUUCUAUGAUAUCUAGAGAAAGGCAUUUUUAUUUUUUUUAUUUUGAGAUUUUCAAAUGAAACUUCAAAUAGUACUGAUCAUAAUUUUUGUUUAGUUUGGUUUGUAUUCGAUUUUGUUUCCAAUACUGUUAAAGGAAUGAAAAACUUUAAUAAUCAGUGCCAAGCAUUAAAAAUAUUACUAAAAUUACAUUUUAAAUCAUCAAUAUUUUCGAUGAUUUAAUAUAGAAUAAGUUGAAAUUACUUGAAUUCCAGUAAAAAAAUUCUUAUUGAAUAUUGAACCUACAGAAAAUGAAAUUAAUAAUUUUGUGUUAAAUUCCUCAAGAAAAUUCAAUAUAAUCAGUAGCGGAUUAUCAGUGAGGUUGAUGAGGCUGCAGCCUCAUGCCCAACGAUUUUGUAAAAAAAAGUUUUUUAGACUUGUCUGAUACGAUUAAAAACGCAUAGACAAUGAAUGUUAGGGGGGUUGGGUUUAGGCCCAACGGGAAUCAACAUAGGCCCUGACCCGAAAUUAAUUAGGCCCACGCCAUUUUAAAUAGGCCCUCCAGCAACUGCCGCCUCAGGCCUUGGUGGAGCUUAAUCCGCCACUGAAUAUAAUAUAUAUACAUGUACAUCAAAUACUUGAUAUAUUGUCCUAUAAAAAACAGUGCAGUUUUCUUGGAAUCGAUGCCAUUACAGAAAUGUUUUCAUGAACAUCAGUUGUCUUCUCAUAUUUUCUGUUUUUGGUUCAUUAUAAUGUAUGUGUUAAUAUUUUAUGUUAUGUAUAUGUUCUAACAGAAGCAUUAAUUGUAGCAUAAUAACAUCCUAACAUAAAUAAUAUUUAUUUUUACCACUUUCAUUUUGUCAUAAUGUCAUACUCAGAAAGGGUAACCUUAUCAUAUAUACAUGUAUUAAUUUUUAUAACAUCUAAAUUUAUAAGUUCUUUCUAUUUGAGAAGAGAUAAAAAAAAUUAAAAAAGAGAUUAUAGCUAUAAGGAUUUAGACCUAUGAUGAAUAAAACUAAUAGUAUUUGGUUCAAAAUGUCUUUGUUUGAAAAGGCACACAUAUAAGUCAAAUUCCAACCUCUCUCCAACUGAUAUAAGAGUAGAAUGUUAAAAUUAUAGAGGUAAAUGGUAGGCUAAUUACAAAUGUCAUCCCUUUGACCUUACAAAACAACCCUGUAUUUUUUGGUGACUCAAAAUAUAAUGGCAAUGCCAAAACAAUCAAAUUUUUGUAUAAAUUAAUUGAAGUGUAUCUUGUACUUUCGUAGCCAAAGUUGUACUAUUUUAUUUAGUACAAGAUAAUACUUGAAUGUGUUAAUUAUAUUUAAUAGCUAUAUUUAAAUUAAAAAUGGCUAUUUUAUAUGAAAAACAUGUGUUAUGCAUUUAUAUGAUAUUACUAUUUUCUUGUGUUACAUACGUAUAGCCAAGAAUUAUAUAUUUAAGGUGUAUAUGUUAAUUGUGUAGAAUUAGACUUAUAUAUUGUAAAUAUCAGUGGUAAACUGCUUUUUAAAAUCUUUAUUCUUUGUACAUCAUUGUAAAUAUAGAAGAAUGAAAUGAAAGCUCUCUGAUCUAGCAUUAAUAAACCACAGCAAUACCUAAUAAUGUAUGCAAAACCAAUCGUAAAAUUUCUAAUUUUAAAAAUAUUAAUAUUUUUUUUUAAAAGUGAUAAAAAUCUUCACCUUCAAUAUGGAUUAUACAUUUUAAUAAGUUCUUACAUGUUUCAUAAUUUGUUUUCUAAUACAACAAAUUGCCUUUUUUCAUACACAAAAUAAAAUAAAAAUUGUCUUUUAUAUGAUAAUUUUUCUACAGGUUUAAAAUUUUUCAUUUUAUCAUGUAUAUAUAUUGAUAUGUAACAAGAUUGUAAUAAGUUAUUAAUAUAUACAUUAAAACUUUUCUAGUUUGUAUCACAUAAAUAAUAAAUGUUGAUCUCAGUUUUUUUCUGAGAUUCUGUUUUGUCCAUUUCCCCAUUUUUUAAAAAAGUUUUAUAGAUUGAUAUACAUCUGCCAAUAAUUUGUCUAAGGGUUCUUGCUUUGUGUAAUUUUUUAAUCAAAUAUUGGGUAAUCCAUUUAUGAAGAGGUGUUUGGUAAAUUCUUAAGUAGAAAUAAUUUUACGAAAUUUGUGUCAUUGCUAAAAUAUAGGAAUUUCACAAUGAAUACACAAAGUACAGGAUUUGUUUAAAGUUGUUUGAUUGGUCACAAGAUUAAAAGUAACCCUUUAUCAUAUCCCCCAUGAAAUGGAAGCGCCACAUGCAUUAGUUUCCCUGUAAAAGGGUUGGGUGUGUACUUGUCAGUAUGAAUUCAGAAAACAAAUUUUACAAAUAUCUGCUCUAUUUAUCCCAUUAUUACAAGAAGUUAAUAAAAAAUAUUAUAUGCAAAAUCAAACCUGCCUUCAUCUAAAUUUCUAGAAUACCAUUGACCAACCAAAUAAUUUUUAGUUUCAAAAAUUGUCCUUGCUGUUGGAGGACAUGACUGGCAUAAAUGGAUGAAACAAGAACCCUUUUGUGCUAUGCUUUCAGAAUAUACUAUAACCCAUUUAAUUAAAUGUGAUUAUUAGAAAUAAGGAUCAUUAUAAAACUAACAUGUUCUCAAUAAAUUGAGAAAUUAACUAUGAAAUGUCAGUGUCAUUUUGUUUCCCUUUGCAAUAUAUUACCUAUGCAAUUUCUUUUACUUGUGCCUUAUUGAUAUAUCAGAAAAAUAUUUCCGAAUUUGUCCUUGAAUUAACUUUUACUGAUAUUAGCUCAAAAAGAGUUUAGAUCUUGAAAAAAAAAUGUGAAAUCAGUUUACAAAAACAAAAGCCAACAACUUUUUAUUGCAUACCAAGUAGAUGUAAAUCCUUCACCAAACACAUGCAGGCCUACAAUUGUAUUUGUGGCAGGCAGAUAUUAAAAUUUAACGAGUGGUCGUUUGCUAAUGCAAACAAUCGUUUGUGAACAAUAAAUGGACCUCUUCUUGAUAUGGUCUCGUAGCAACAUGGACAUUUAAUUUGGCAUUUACAGUACUGAUCAAAUGAUUUAUAGAGAGUAAAUUAGUUCUUUUAUUAACUUUAUUUACACAAGUGUCGGAAUCCGUACAUCGCACCUGCACAUAUUGUGUGACGUAUUGUCUGAUUACACACAAAGCACGAACAUGAUGUCACAUUACUGAUCAUUAUGUCAUCACCCGAGACGUGCUCUUCGGGGAUUUGUUGACGUGCGGUCUUUUCCAUAAUUUUCGUUCAUUUCUAUCCCAUAUUAAAACUCACAAUAGACAGUUCAUCGUGUUUUCUUUCAAAUUGUGAAGCUUUCAAGCGUUGUCACAGCUCUGCAAAAUGUACAUUUUCAAUUAACGAAAUUCGAAUCUCAUUGGUAAAAGUGAAUAAUCUAAAAUGCAAUUAUUAAUUUAUAGAGGAUAUAAAAUGUGUCAGACGCUUUUUCUAUUAUAGACUUAAUCCGGUUGAUUGUGCUCUUUAAUUUAAGAUCUUUAGCCGGUUUGUAUAAUGGCAUGAAUUACUCUGCUUUUAUGCGUGCAAAUUCAGGUACAUUUCCUUUCAAUUUCAAUAUCAAUGCAUGAUCUAUUAAUUUGAAAGUACGUACUCGAAAUGUAUGUUAGUAUAUUGUAAUAUCUAUUGUGUAUAAAUUUCUAUGUAAUAUUUAGUGUUUAAUACCUCAGCCUUGUCUGUGUAUAUUUGUUAGAUAUUAUAUACAGUCUCUUUAAGACUCAUCGCAUUGUUACUGUUAAUACUGGAAUAAACUGACAUUUCGAUAACAAA